This is a messenger RNA of Tetrapisispora phaffii CBS 4417, 567 nucleotides long. RefSeq lists its product as uncharacterized. Gene Ontology annotation, biological process: regulation of DNA-templated transcription. The coding region runs from base 1 to 567 and encodes 188 amino acids. The transcript has a single exon. Gene Ontology annotation, molecular function: DNA-binding transcription factor activity. Lineage: Eukaryota; Fungi; Ascomycota; Saccharomycetes; Saccharomycetales; Saccharomycetaceae. The record is from RefSeq and is a predicted model, not a curated record.
AUGGCCCUCCUUGCCCGCCCGUCACCACCCUCACCAUCGCGAUCGCUGUCCACUCGGCUCUCCGUCUCUCUGCUUACCCCGCCUUCCGUCACUUCUAUCUCCCAACCAUUAACACAUCACAUGAUCAGACCCUCACCCCCCACAUCCCAUCAUCACCGCGCUAACUAUUCGUCACAAUGCUCAAUCAGUUCUUGGACACACGUAACUGACAACACAAUUGCAGUAACCACAACCACUCACGUCGCUACCAUGUUUGUGAACCUCAGCACGUCCACCCAUCGCCCCCAUCCCCAUCCCCAUCUACUCAUCUAUCCAUCCUCACAUUCAAUAAUCACAACACACUCAACUCCCAUGUCACUCCAAACCCAUCACCUGCCAUCCCACCAUCAUCUGCUCAACCAUCUAUCAACCAUCUAUCAACGUUCAACAGCUACUAUCGUUACCCGCCUCAUCACUCUAUUAAACAACACUGCCCAUCUCCCAACCGCAUCCACUCGCGCUCAGAACCUAAAAAUUGAAAACCAAAUCAACGCGUCACAUGACCGACAUCUUAUUGAUCGUACAUAA